Molecule: messenger RNA, 942 nt
Organism: Heterobilharzia americana
Lineage: Eukaryota; Metazoa; Platyhelminthes; Trematoda; Strigeidida; Schistosomatidae
Source: the annotation of a GenBank genome assembly
AUGGAACGUCUUCUCCGACUGGGUGCUGAUGGGUUAGCUGCUUUGGGACAGUCAAGUGCCCAACCAACAGAUGGCCCUGUGCCAGACACAGCUGAGCAAGUGUAUAUAAGCAGCCUUGCUCUACUAAAAAUGCUCAAACAUGGAAGAGCUGGUGUUCCGAUGGAAGUUAUGGGUCUAAUGUUAGGUGAAUUUGUUGAUGACUAUACUGUAACCGUCGUCGAUGUGUUUGCCAUGCCUCAGUCUGGUACAGGUGUUAGUGUCGAGGCUGUAGAUCCUGUUUUUCAGGCUAAAAUGUUAGAUAUGCUCAGACAAACUGGACGUCCAGAGAUGGUUGUUGGCUGGUACCACUCACAUCCAGGUUUUGGUUGUUGGUUAUCUGGAGUUGAUAUGAAUACACAACAGAGUUUUGAGGCACUUUCUGACCGUGCAGUGGCUGUUGUUGUGGACCCUAUACAAAGCGUAAAAGGCAAAGUUGUAAUUGAUGCUUUUCGUUUAAUCAACCCAAAUCUUGUUAUUACACAUCAAGAGCCUAGGCAAACUACAUCAAAUGUCGGACAUCUUAGCAAACCUACAAUUCAAGCUCUGAUUCACGGUCUCAAUAGACAUUAUUAUUCUCUACCAAUCAAUUACCGCAAAAAUAAGUGGGAAAUUAAAAUGCUGAUGAAUUUGAACAAACGUACAUGGAGAGAUGGGCUAACCUUAGAAGAUUAUAACACUCAUUGCUCAGCUAACCACAAAACGCUUCAAACUAUGCUCGAUCUCGUCAAGUCCUAUAAUAAGUCGCUUGAAGAUGAGGAAAAGAUGACUCCAGAGCAGUUGGCUAUCAAAAAUGUGGGGAAAAUGGAUCCAAAGCGACACUUAGGAGAGCAUGUGGAUGAACUGAUGACCUCCAAUAUAACACAGUGUUUGGGAGCUAUGCUACAUUCUGUUGUCUUCACAUGA